This is a messenger RNA of Jatropha curcas, 1520 nucleotides long. Its product is annotated as putative hydrolase C777.06c. NCBI's taxonomy places the organism in Eukaryota, Viridiplantae, Streptophyta, Magnoliopsida, Malpighiales, Euphorbiaceae. The record is from RefSeq and is a predicted model, not a curated record.
AGUGAUAAUACUUUCAGGGCAAGCGCAUUGUAAAUGGGAAGCGGACACGUGAACAGAAGAAGCACCAUCAACCGCCAUAACCGUUAAAUUUCGCGGGUCAGAUCUGUCACAAAAAUUCCCUAGCCAUCAAAGAUUCCCCUCCACGUUGUUUGUACGCGACUCAGGUCUCUCUCUCUCUCUCGCUACACAGCACUGGAACGCCUUUCACAUUGAAGUCAGAGAGACUCUCCAUUUUGCAAUGGAGUCUCACAAUCUGGUCAAUGGCGUCGCUACCAAUGCACCAUCUGCUACUAAUCAUGAUGGCAAUAUUAGAUCGGCUCUCAUAUUUCUCGGUACUGGUUGCUCCAGCGCUGUCCCCAACGCAAUGUGCCUUAUACAGCCCUCUGAUCCUCCUUGCCAUGUUUGUUCUCAGGCGCUCUCGGUUCCACCGGAGCAAAACCCUAAUUACAGGUGUAAUACAUCUCUGCUUAUAGAUUAUUGCCAGAGUGAUGAGAGACAUAGCUAUAUAUUGAUUGAUGUUGGGAAGACGUUCAGGGAGCAAGUACUUAGGUGGUUUACUUUCCACAAGAUCCCUCGUGUGGAUUCUAUUAUUUUGACUCAUGAACAUGCUGAUGCAGUUCUUGGUCUUGAUGAUAUACGUGCUGUGCAACCGUUUAGUCCUACAAAUGACAUUGAUCCAACUGCCAUUCACCUAAGUCAAUCUGCCAUGGAUAGCAUUGCAGUGAAAUUUCCUUACCUGAUAAAGAAAAAAUUAAGGGAAGGUCAAGAAAUAAGACGGGUAGCACAGUUGGAUUGGCAGAUAAUUGAGGAAGACUGUCAGAGACCAUUUGUUGCAUCAAGCCUGCAAUUUGUUGCUUUGCCAGUGAUGCAUGGAGAAGAUUAUGUUUCUUUGGGUUUUCUCUUUGGUGAAAAAAGUAGAGUAGCUUAUAUAUCUGAUGUUUCACGUUUCCCUGCAAGUACAGAGUACGUGAUUUCAAAAGCUGGGGCUGGGCAGUUGGAUCUUCUUAUCUUAGACACAUUGUACAAGCGUGGCUCCCAUAAUACCCACUUCUGCUUUCCUCAGACCCUUGAAGCUGUGAAGAGAUUAUGUCCCAAGCGAGCUCUUUUAAUUGGAAUGACUCAUGAGUUUGAUCAUCACGAGGACAAUGAUUUCCUAAUGGAAUGGUCUAAAAGGGAAGGAAUACCGGUGCAGCUUGCACAUGAUGGUAUGAGAGUUCCUAUAGACUUAUAGUAAGGUUGCGGUAUUAUUCUUCACACUAAUCAUAAGGUGUGUUCCAUAAUUUCCAUCAAGGUGAAAUUAUUUAUAUAGCUUGAGCAGAGAUCAGUUGAAUAGUUAAAACAUUUUAUUUUUGUUGUUUUUUCAAUUAGACCCUUAGUUUAUAUGGAUUAGCAAAAUUCUGUAGAAACAUUAACCUUUUUUUACUGCGUAUUUUAUUGGGUAUUGGUGCCCUUUAUAUGGACAUAUGGUCGUGCUGUUAUUAAAAUUAGCCAAAUUUAUGAAUUUAUUCCGAACAUUACAA